Messenger RNA from Gadus chalcogrammus (walleye pollock), 4207 nucleotides. Its product is annotated as beta-1,3-galactosyltransferase 4-like. Gene Ontology annotation, cellular component: membrane. The transcript has a single exon. Lineage: Eukaryota; Metazoa; Chordata; Actinopteri; Gadiformes; Gadidae. The record is from RefSeq and is a predicted model, not a curated record. Bases 422 to 1543 code for a protein of 373 amino acids. Gene Ontology annotation, molecular function: N-acetyl-beta-D-glucosaminide beta-(1,3)-galactosyltransferase activity.
GAGCGUGACGAACUCUGAUAGGCUACCGCUUUUGACCUAAAUAAAAUAAAUAAAUUAUCCAUUGCUCUAUUUCUACAGCAUAGUCGGUUCUUUUGUCAAUAUUCAGCCUAUUCAAAUGCCAGAGUGAAACUAAUGGCAUACUAGGCUAUAGCUUGGGGCGGCUACAUCCAUUUUUUCGACUGUUUAUUGCCUUGUUUUAUUGCACUUCUGCACAGUGAUGCAGCAGCAGCAGUGCGCCCGCUACCACCACCGUCCUCUUCUCUUUAAAGGGUAACCAAACGCUGCAAUGCAGAGACACGAGGGGGGGACGAUUGAACAUUAGCGUUGUAUUUGCGUGCACCGGACCGAGAGGGAGGCUGAGCUCCGUCCACAACGUCUUCUCUGGAGCCCUGCCUCGCAUCUUGGAGUUCGCCGGGCAGUCAUGGUCGGACGGGGGCUUUGGAUGUUCAGGUUCACGCGAUUUGGGAAACGAUGGAGCAGGUUUGGGAUUUUGCCUUUCAUCUGUUUGGCGCUAGUGGUGUGCGCCCUCGUCGCUCUGCUCUUCGUCGAUUCCAUCGAGUUAUGGGUCACCUCCAUGAACAUGGACACAUUGGUGGAGGCAUCGCAGGGCAGGAUUAUCCCGCCCAAGAGCGUCCCCCCGACCAGACCAGAGGAGUUCUUGCUCAUGCCGAGUCCCCUCGUCUGCCAACGUGCGAAACCAUACCUUAUAACCAUAGUGGCCUCUGCGCCCAGGAAUCAGCAAGCCCGCCAGGCCAUCAGGGACACCUGGGGUGGGGAGGUCGAGGUGAGAGGCCUCCGGGUGAUGACCCUGUUUAUUGUGGGUGUGGUUCUGGACCGGGGACUGGCUAAGCUGUUGGUGGAGGAGGCACGGCUAAGAGGAGACCUGAUCCAGGGGCGCUUCGAGGACACGUAUUCCAACCUCACCCUGAAGACCCUGUCGAUGCUGGGAUGGGCACGCCGGUUCUGCCCCCAGGCUCACUUCAUGGCCAAAGUGGAUGACGACGUGUUGUUCAAUCCGAGCGCACUUCUUCACUACCUUAACAGGAGCCGCAAUCCGUACGAACAAGGAGACCUCUACCUAGGCCGGGUGCAUCUCCAUGUGGCUCCGGACAGGGACCCGGACAGCAAGCACUAUCUCCCCGCCGGAGCAUACCCUCCCCCCGUCUUUCCAGACUACUGCAGCGGAACGGCAUACGUACUAUCCCGCUCCGCGCUCCUCAAAGUGUCCCUGGCAGCCGCCGCCUCCCCCCUGUCCACGCCUCUGCCACCCGAGGAUGUGUUCGUGGGGCUGUGUGCCCGUACGGCCGGGGUGCUGCCCUCCCAUUGUCCUCUCUUCUCGGGCGGACCGGCAGUCCCCUACGGCCGGUGCUGUUACCAGACCAUGGUGUCCGUCCACCACAUCGCACCGAGGGAGAUGCUGGGUUACUGGGCGGACAUCCAUUCGCCAAACCCCUGCUCUUGGAUAAGUGUGCGCGCCUCUCUGGGGGUCUGCAAACUCCGGGCCCUGAUUGGGAACGCUUUGGGCAUCGAGCAGGGGCUGUGAACGUGUGACUUGGGAGAGAAUUGCGUAGAAUACAUGUUGGAUGCAGGGCUUUAUCUCGCGUAGGCCUACUGUGAAUAGCACAACCAAAUAGUUGGCUGCCAAAAUAAAGUAGGCCUACUUACUGCACUAAGAAAAUCAAACUUUAUUUUUUAUAACUUGAAUUGCAAAAAUAAAUUAACUAAAUUAACUUUAACCGUAGCCUAUUUUUUUUUGGCGGUGUUCUAUCUCGUCCGGCUAAACUAAGUAGUGUAGUUUUAGUCACAAGCUUGUUGGCACUGAUCAGUGUAGCUUCAAACGCCAUAGCCUACCAUAGAUUUCGAAACAGUAGGCCUGACAACAUGCAGAUAUAAAGAGCUCAUAGCUUCCAAAGGGGGCUACUUCACAGGUCCAGUUGUAUCUUUUAACUGCUUAAAACACGGAUAAGGAGAUAAGUCUUAUCUAUUAUCAAAUGCAUGCAGACACAGCAAGCCCAACUCAAUAUACCUCUAUAUUUAGUCACAUCUAGAAGGCAGGGCAUCGACGCAAUUACGAUUAUUUCCCUCAUUACUUAGCCUAUUUGAAUUCCAAAAUAAAAUUGGGUAGUGACGGUGUCAUAAAACUUGCCUACAUGAUAGGCAAUUUCCUUAUAGUAGGCCUAUGAAACACAGAAAGUCCUAGUCAAUGCAUGAAAGUGUUUAUUUGGAGGGGAAAUGGUUAAGAAUUAACCGCCGGACUUGUUCAAUCUCGACUUUGAAGAACGAAUUUGUGUUUAAUAUUAUUUCGAGACUAAUUAUUUACUUCCGUUUUGGUAUUGGAGAAGAAUUUAGUCACUAAAAACCCUCAGGAAUUGAACGCCCUCAAUAAACAUGUUCUCUUUCGCUGUACUUGAAAGUGCUUUUAAAAACAGGAUGUGAAUGUUUAUUUAUGGAUGCAAUGGUUGGAAGGUUCGCUGAACUUGAAUCUGCCUGUACAAGAAGUCCUUGCUUCAUGAGAAUCUUUUAAUUAUCUGCAUCACAAUCACAUUGUUCUCAAAAAAAAAAAAAAAAGUGAUGCAGUACAAAUAACUCAUCUGGCAAUCAUCUUGACUAAAUGGCAGCAGAGUGUGCGAAUUUACCCUUCGAGCCAUGUGGUUACAUACUUUCCUGAAGCAAGACAGAAAAUAACUAAAUGGUUUGUGGAAUCAAUGAAGUGGCUUUGGGUUAGACAGGGGACCUAGUUGAAGAGUUGGAACUUUUGCACCCAUAAGAACCAUGUCUACAUGAGCGACAGCGAUGAACAGUCCUUGCGAGAACAAGCGGCAUAUUGUACAGUCUCGAGUGGGAAGACAAGAAUGCGAACCCGCCCUUCAUGGAAAGUCGAACGGUGACUCCGUCCGCUGGACCUCACGGGGCCGCCCGUUUCUUGAAUCGGUCCAGAGCAGAUCUCUGCACAGCAGAUGUUUGCCCAUUGUUUUUUUUCUUCCUUUCCUUUGCAGACUCUGCCUUUUCCUUCAAAGUUGUAAUGAUGAUCUCCUGUGUAGACGCGGGACAUAAAUAAAUAUGAAUAUUCAGCAAGCAGUUGAGAAUGUACAGAUGGAUGAACAGCAUCUGAACAGCAUUGUGAACUACUUACUCUCUUGUCUUCGUGAGCCACUUGAUUCUUGCGCCUUAUAACCCCUCCAGUGGAACUUCUGCCCUUCUUCCUCAUGCGGGGCUUGAACUUAUCUCUGGCAAGUGGGUCGUAGCCCUAGGUAUGGUAACAGAGUUUAGAACACAUCAAUUAUUUCACACAUACAUCCAGUGUUGGGUAGGAUACUUUUAAAAAUGUAUCCAUACAUACCCAAAAAUGUAAUAUAUUCCGUAUCGUAUUCUGAAUACUUGGAGUACUUCCACAUUGAAUUGCAUUUUAUAAGUGUAGGAAUGCGGAAUCAAAUCCUGCUUACUAAAUAGACCUAUUCUGGUGUGUUCUUCUGUUCAAACUGGCUGAAUGUGUUAGGCCCACGUCUCCCUGAAAGUGCACUAUAUUAUAUAAUUUGCUGUAGAGGAACAAAGACUAAGGGUAUGUUUGUGUACGUCUGUGAAAGUAAAUAAUCAUGGCUAUCCAGCGGGCUGCACUCGUGAUAUUGAUUUGAUUCAUACAGUUGUGAACCGGUCAAACUCCUCCCUCAUCCUGGUGCUGACUCCAUGUUGAGGCUUGAGCCAUGACUCAUUUUCACCCGACGGUCUGACAAUAUGCUGCUAGUCUUGGAGUUGCUGCUAAUCAGACAAUAAUUCCCAUAAUGUGAAUGGCUGAGCAGGUGCCUGGUACGUCCAAAGGGGUGUAUGCUUUUUGGAAGUGGAUCGGACUGAGGUGCGUUCACUUUCACAUCUCAAGCGAACCGUACCAGGGUUCGUUUGGAUGCGAACCGAGACCAGCUGUUCAGCGAGGUCUAGGCCGGCUGAUUUGGUUCGCAUCGAAGUGAGGUGGUUGUAUUCACACCAACGCAAAUGUACCAAACCAAGGGACCAAACUUGUUUAGUGCGCACUAAAUGCGGUUAGUGUGAAAGCACGAAUAAACUUGUGAAACAGAAGUAUCGUCAUGUAAUCCAUUGAUUUCAACAAUUUAACUGUAUUCUAAAUACCAAGAAUUUAACGGAAUAGUUAGUUAUAAUUUGUAUUCUGAAUACGUAACGCCGGUACAUGCAUUCCGUUACUCCAACACUGCAU